AUGGCAGGAGACCCUACAAAGCGCAACCAGAAUUUAUACAUUCAGUACCACCAAGAACCGGGGUAUGCCAUCAAAGACUGUAGAAACCUGAAGAACCACUUGGAUCAGUUGGUCCGAAAGGGAAAAUUGGGUCAUCUCCUACACCACUCCAAUGGCCGACAAGGACAGACGAAUGUUAAGACACAGAGGGAUACCUUGAGACUGCCUAUAGGCAUGAUAAAUGUCAUUCUCGCCGCCCCAGGAAGGACCGACUCUCAUCCUUCCAGAGUAAUGUUUGUAGCUUGGCCUCCCGCUGAAAGUGACGACCGAGAGUCUAAGAAAGCCAAGAGGAUGGCCUCACCCAUGUUGGGCUUCUCGGAUGAAGAUAAGGUCGGAACCAUCCAACCCCACGAUGAUGUUCUAGUCGUCACGCUCAGGAUUGGGGGAUAUGAUGUGAAGAAAGUGUUAGUCGAUCAGGCCAGCGCUGUGGAAGUAAUGUACCCCGACCUAUACAAGGGGCUGAAUCUAAAACCCGAAAAUUUAACGGCAUACGACUCCUCUCUGGUAAGUUUCGAAGGGAAGACCGUUACUCCAAGAGGCCGGAUCAGACUGCCCAUACAAAGAGGCUUGGACAUAAUGGAGGUGGACUUCAUAGUGGUGGACUCAUAUUCAUCCUACACAACCAUUGUAGCUAGGCCUUGGCUUUAUGCCCUAGGGGCUGUUUCUUCUAUCUUGCACCAGAAGGUGAAGUACCCGUCGGAGGGUCGGGUUAUAGAAGUUAUAGGGGAUCAGACCAUGGCCAGACAGUGUGUGGUGUCCGCCAUCUCACGACGACCUAGUGCCGAGCCCUCAACCUUUAUUGAGAGCGACUUAUAG
Messenger RNA from Quercus robur (English oak), 855 nucleotides. RefSeq lists its product as uncharacterized. Lineage: Eukaryota; Viridiplantae; Streptophyta; Magnoliopsida; Fagales; Fagaceae. The transcript has a single exon. The record is from RefSeq and is a predicted model, not a curated record. The coding region runs from base 1 to 855 and encodes 284 amino acids.